Molecule: messenger RNA, 5135 nt
Organism: Patella vulgata (common limpet)
Lineage: Eukaryota; Metazoa; Mollusca; Gastropoda; Patellidae
Product: proton-coupled zinc antiporter SLC30A1
Exons: 9
Coding region: 636-1961 (441 amino acids)
Biological process (GO): intracellular zinc ion homeostasis; detoxification of zinc ion; zinc ion transmembrane transport
Cellular component (GO): membrane
Molecular function (GO): zinc ion transmembrane transporter activity
Source: RefSeq, a predicted model, not a curated record
UCUGGUGUCAACCAAAACAAAGAUGUCUGCGUCCAGGAAUCUGCAUGAGUUAGAUCGAUUUAGUUUGCUAAUAUCUGUGUGAAAAUUGUGAAUAAGUGUUGUGCUAAAGAGAGAAAGGGACAAUACAAAUAUUUUUCUAGCUAGGUUAGGGUAGAAGAAUAAUUUUGCAAGUAAGCUAUAUGAGUCGAAUGUUGAAAAGGCAAGGGCAUACUCAUCCAUUCGCUAAAUCAGAAUUUGCACACUGAACGAAAUAAACUAAACGAUUCAUUUGUGUCGAGUGCAGAAUGUAGAUCCUAUUCGUCCAAAUUCUCUAGCUAUUAUUAAUGAAUCUUAUUAUGUUAGGUUUUGAAACGAGUGGUGUAGUGUGCAAUGGCGAUACGGAAUUUAUAAGUGUAAAGAAAUUCAGAGGAAAGUUAUUGUUAUCUGCCGGAGGCCUUAGCUAUAAUAGACUAUAGUAUUACGCCAGAUAUUAAACUGCACUGAGUGAUAACCUAUUUAUUAGGUAAUUAGUAACAGUUACAGUUACAGUUUGGAUCUACGAAGGACACAAUAUUCCUAUUUGUUUUAGAUAAGACGGCAAACUGAUAUCAUAUCUUUGUUUUCAAGUUUCUAGCGUGUGACAUUGAUUAAGAAGAAUGGGGAAGUAUUCGUCUAAAACAUGUCGUCUGCUGAUGAUGUUGGGGCUGACGGCGAGUUUUUUUCUGGUGGAAAUUAUAGUUGGUUAUAUCACCAAUUCUAUAGCCCUGGUGGCUGAUUCUUUUCACAUGUUAUCAGAUGUCGUGGCUUUAAUAGUUGGAUUCGCCUCUGUUAGAAUAUCUAAAUGGCCGUCCAAGAGAAAUACAUUUGGUUGGGCAAGAGCAGAAGUUUUGGGAGCCAUGAUAAAUUCUGUGUUUCUUGUGGCAUUGUGUUUCUCGAUUUUGGUUGAAGCUUUGAAACGAUUGAUAUUAAUAGAAAAAGUCGAAGAUCCCAAGUUAUUGUUGAUUGUUGGCAGUGUUGGUUUACUGAUUAAUUUAAUCGGUCUUUGUCUUUUCCAUGAACAUGGUCACUCUCAUGGUGGUGGUGGAGGACAUGGACACAGUCAUGGUGGCAAAAAAGGUCAUGAAAAAGGGAGUCAUAGUUAUAAGAAUGGAGGUCACAGUCAUGGAAAUGGCAACAAUCAUAAUCAUAACCAUAAUGGGACUAGUGAUCAUUGUCCACAUACAGAAGAUCAGGCUUUAGUGGAGAAAGUGUUGAACCAUGAUGGAACCAAUAAUGUUGAUUUGAUCACAGCAGCAGAGGAUGUUGAAGCUGGUGCUACAGGAGAGCAUUUAACUGUUGCGAAUAGUUCUCAACUGAAUAUGAGAGGAGUAUUUUUACAUGUAUUAGGUGAUGCAUUAGGAUCUGUUAUAGUUGUAAUAAGUUCAUUAGUUAUAUGGUUUGGUGAAGGAGAGUGGAAAUAUUACGUUGAUCCAGUUAUGAGUAUUUGUAUGGUAGUAAUUAUCCUUGGAACUUCCAUUCCAUUAUUGAAAGAUUCAUCUAGUAUAUUAUUACAAACUGUGCCUGCACAUAUAGAAGUUGAAGAUAUAAGUGAAAAAUUAACACAGAUUGAGGGUAUUUUACAUGUACAUGAACUCCAUAUAUGGCAAUUGACUGGCAAUAGAAUUAUUGCAUCUGCUCACAUACGUUGUCUUAAUCCUGUUGUUUAUAUGAAAAUAGCCAAUGAUGUUAAAAAUUUCUUCCAUAAUGAAGGCAUACAUUCCACGACCAUUCAGCCAGAAUUUUUUGAGUUGGAGGCACAGACAGAGACAGAGAGAGAUUGUGUUUUAGAAUGUGGACCAGAUAAAAACUGUCAUCUUGAUACGUGUUGUGGUAAGAAGAGCGGGAGUCCAGCACGACCUAUCAAACCUGUUCAAUCAUUUAGUGAUGGUGAUCAAAAUAAAACGAACAAAGCCAGUAUUAACAUGCAGGCAACAAGUGUGUAAACAAUAAUUAAUUAUGUUGUUACAUUUCUAACUAAUGUUUAUCAUCCCGCCACACACAACUCGAUCGAUCAGUGGAAAUAUAUAGAAAUAAGAUAGUUGCAUAUGAUAUGAUGAUGAAUAGUUGACUUUGUGAGCUGGGAUAGUUAAAAUUAUAGUGAGGUCCUGUUAUACUGUCAAUCAUAAAUAUAUACAAUUGUCGUCAUUUUAAGUUAAUGUUCAAAUUCAUGUAGUAUUUCAUCUUUCAUUUCAAUCAUGCAAUCACUAAUUGUCUCAUGGUUUAUAUUAUAUGGCCAAAAAAUGUUCUGGUUCCCAGAGAAUUCUUCGAAACAAAUUUGAUGCAGGAAAGAGGUUUUCAAUUUUGUUGUAUUUUCUUGUCAAAGGAACACUACUUUUCUAAAUGACUUCUCAUAAACAUUUAUCUCAUCAUGUUUAUAGGAAUGUAUGAUUGAUUAUUCAGUUUCAUUUAUCUAGGCUGCAUACCUGAUAUUUGAGCCUACGGGUGAUAACGACUGAGAAACAGAAUAUAUUUUAUAUGGCCUAUGCGACAUUAGAAAGUUAUGGCUUAGAGUUUUGAGAGUAGAUCGAGCUCGUGGUAAUUUAGAAAUACUUGUUUGAAAGAUUGUAAAUACAAGCUGUUAUAGAUUGUAAAUACAAGCUGUUAUAGAUUGUAAAUACAAGCCGUUAUAGAUUGUAAAUACAAGCUGUUAUAGAUUGUAAAUACAAGCUGUUAUAGAUUGUAAAUACAAGCUGUUAUAGAUUGUAAAUUUGAUGUCUGUUGUGGUUAAUUGUGAUUCACCCGGUGACUGUUGAGUUAUUAGAAUGGAUAUUAUUAUUAUUCUUCCAUAUACACACCAGCUAAAUAAUGAACAAAAUUAACAGGCCAAACCAGUUUUAUUUUUAGUUUUUCAGGUGUCUGAUUAGAUAAAUGGCCAUUGUAGUCUUGUGAAUGUUGUUUUGUUUGUAGGUUUAAAAACCUUGAUAUUUGGAAUUUGAUUAGGCUGUCUAGAUAAAAUUUCCUACAUAGCAUACUUCAUGCCAUAUUUCUUGUACAAAUUCUUUUUAUAUUUCAACGACCAACAAGAAAUGAUAAUUAAAUCACAAAUCAAACUAUAGGCAAUUUAAAUUAUUUUAAUAAUCAGAAAAUUUCAUUGACUUUUCUUCUUUUUUUUUGGAGAAUUAGAUUUUUAGUAUGAAAGAAAUUUAGUUAGGAUCUUCUUAGUUUUAUUGUGAAGUUAUUGCCAAUGAUCAGAAAGUCUCGUUGAUUUUAUCUUGAGAAUCAGAAUUUAUUUUAGUUUGUAGUGCGAAAGUGAAAUUUCGGUAGGAUCUUAUUGUAGAUUUUAUUUUUAUUUUUUAAAAGUUGUUUUGGAUAUUAUAAAUGGAUCAUUAUGGAAAUCCUGUAUCAUGUUUAGUAUUUAUAUUUGUUGAUGAUAUCUGUAAAUUAUUUCAUAUUAUCCAGACAAUUGUUAAUUGUACGUCUCAUGUAUAUUUUAUUGCAUCCGUAAAAAAAACCCAUAAAAACUUGACAAUAUAUGGAGUUAUUUCCCAUUGAAGGAUAAUUUUCAAAUAUUUGUAAUUAGAUAUCUGGGAGUGGGACCAAACUUUAGCUUUAUUUGAGAGAAAUUAUUCUUAUGUAUGGUGAGUUCUCUUGAUGGUUGCACAGAAACAAUGUUUCCAUAAAACUUACCAAUAUAUGGAGUUAUUUCCCUUUGAAAGACUUUUCCCUGGGAUCUUCAAUAAUUUUCAAGUGAAAUUAAAAGCUAGACACUGAACUUUUGCUUUAUUUGCAAGAAAUCCUUUUAUGCAUUGUGAGUUUAUUUCAUGUUUGCUGAGAAAAAAUCCCAGAUUAAUUUAUAAAUGAUAUUAUUAAUUAGAGCUAUAUCAAAGUAUUAAAGAUAUCAAAUUGUUUUUUUAUACGCCCACAUUUUCAUCCUGAGGUUUCAUGUUGAUGUUUUAUGCCGUUGCCCCUGUCCGUCCGGACGUCCGUUCCUUUUGAUAUUGGCAUGUAUGAAAAAUCUUGUUUUUAGCUUGUGGACACUCUAGAGGUCACAAUUUUCAUCUGUUUUUGAUGAAACUUGAAAUGCAUCUUUAUAACCCAAAAAUCUUGGUUCCUUUUGAUAUUUGUGCAUACCUAAUGUUGGUUGAGUUCAAAAUUUGUGAAAAUUGGACCCAAACUGCCGGACAAAAUGGCCUCCCCUUGUAUACAAAUAGUGUAAAAAUAUGGUAUAUCAAGGUUGUGGACCCUCUAGAAGUCUCAAUUUUUAUCCGAUUUUGAUAAAACUUUAAAUUUAUGUUUAUAUCACAAAGAUUCCUUUGGUUCCUUUUGAUAAUCGCACAUAUCCAAACAUUACUUUCUGGAUUAUGGUCCCUGAUCUCGUUUUUAUCUUGUGGACCCAUAAGAAGUUACAAUUUCUAUUCAAUUUUAAAAACCAUUUACAUAUAUCACCAUUACACAUCAUUGAAAGUUGAGUUCGAAUUUCGUACAAAUUUGACCGAAACUGACAGACCAAAUUGCCGCUCCUUGUACGCAAAUAGUGUUAAAGUAAUACCAAGGUUUUAGACACCCUAGAAGUCACAAGAUUUUCCGAUUUUGAUGAAACUUGAUAUGUAUGUUUAUAAUCCAAAGACCGUGGUUCCUUUUGAUAUUUGGGCAUAUCGGACUGUAACGUUUAAAUAUAUCACCAUUCCAACAUAAUGAAGGUACGAAACGUAACUGCCCUGACAAAAUGGCUGCUCUUUAUACGUAAAUUGUGUAAAAUUAUGUAAUACAAAGGUUAUGGCCCCUCCGAAGGUCACAAUUUUUAUCUGAUUUUGAUGAAACUGAAAAAUAUAUCUUUAUAUCCCAAAGAUCUCAGUCCCUUUCGAUUAUGGCCACUGAUUGUACGAAAAAUCGCUUUUUGUUUUUAGCUUGUUCUCUAUCCAUUUCUUGCAAAAUGUGGGCGUAUCUUUCCUGGCAACUGCAGGCUUUAUUUUGUAUAUAGAUAUUUGUAUUUAUGAUCUGAAUAAGUUAUUACCUACAGUGUAUAUUUUGUUUAGAAUUCUUCUUUAAAUUAUCUUAAAAGAUAUAAAAGCAAAUAUAGUAGCGUAGUUAGAAGGUGGGGUGGGGGGUGUAUAUUUUGUUUAGAAUUCUUCUUUAAAUUAUCUUAAAAGAUAUAAAAGCAAAUAUAGUAGCGUAGU